Notolabrus celidotus (New Zealand spotty) is the source of this 3175-nucleotide messenger RNA. RefSeq names its product regulatory factor X, 6 (gene rfx6). Gene Ontology annotation, molecular function: DNA-binding transcription factor activity, RNA polymerase II-specific; RNA polymerase II cis-regulatory region sequence-specific DNA binding. Bases 164 to 2887 code for a protein of 907 amino acids. NCBI's taxonomy places the organism in Eukaryota, Metazoa, Chordata, Actinopteri, Labriformes, Labridae. The transcript is spliced from 20 exons. The record is from RefSeq and is a predicted model, not a curated record. Gene Ontology annotation, biological process: regulation of transcription by RNA polymerase II.
GAUCCGGACGUGAAGCUGAUCUGCAUCUUCUCCUCUGCUUCAUAAGUCGACUCAACUAAAACAUUGGACUUUCCAUCAGAGCCAUUGUCGUCCUGGGCACACUCUUCCUCACUGUCAGGGCCACACGGGGCGGCUGUGCAGAGGCUCUGUUCUUGGAACCUGAAUGCAUCAGAAACAAGAAGCUGAGGACAGUAAUGAGACUCCAUCCUCAGAGGAAGACCAGGACCUGUUGGACUUUAACCCCGACCUGACCAUCAAAGAGAGCCUCUCUUCCUCCAGGAAGACGAUCAGUCAAAUCAUCAAGGAUAAGAAGAAGCAGACUCAGCUCACUCUGCAGUGGCUGGAGGAGAAUUACAUAGUGUGUGAAGGAGUGUGUCUGCCUCGGUGUAUCCUCUACGCUCACUAUCUGGACUUCUGCAGGAAGGAGAAACUAGAGCCCGCCUGUGCUGCUACGUUUGGAAAGACUAUACGACAGAAGUUUCCUCUCCUCACAACAAGAAGACUCGGCACCAGAGGACAUUCUAAAUAUCAUUAUUAUGGAAUUGGCAUCAAAGAGAGCAGCGCUUACUAUCACUCUGUGUACUCUGGAAAAGGUCUGACCAGGUUUUCAGGGAGCAAGUUAAAAAACGAGGGAGGCUUCACCAGGAAAUACUCCCUGAGUUCUAAAACCGGGACUCUGCUGCCAGACUUCCCCAACGCUCAGCAUCUCCUACUGGAGGGAAACACCUCCAGAGAAAAGGUGGACACACUGAUCAUGAUGUAUAAAACACACUGUCAGUGCAUCCUGGACAACGCCAUCAGUGUCAACUUUGAGGAGAUCCAGAAUUUUCUCCUCCAUUUUUGGCAGGGGAUGCCCGACCACCUGCUGCCUCUGCUGGAGAACCCUGUGAUAGUCGACAUCUUCUGCGUCUGUGACUCCAUUCUCUACAAGGUUUUAACAGAUGUUCUGAUCCCGGCUACCAUGCAGGAGAUGCCUGAAAGUCUGUUGGCAGAUAUUCGCAACUUUGCCAAACACUGGGAGCACUGGCUGGCCUCCUCCCUGGAAAACCUCCCAGAAUGCCUUGCAGCCAAGAAACUCCCCAUUGCACGGCACUUUGUGUCCUCCCUGAAGAGACAGACGUCCUUCUUACACCUGGCACAGAUAGCCCGCCCAGCGCUGUUCGACCAGGCCGUGGUGACCAGCAUGGUGUCAGAUAUCGAUAAUGUGGAUCUCAGCAGCAUCAGCUCACAGCCUCUGCUCAGUAUUAACACCUCAGGAGACCAAGACCCAGAUAUGUACUCUGAGUACGACUCCAUCAGCAUCUUUCAGGAGCUGAAGGAGCUGCUGAGGAAGAACGCCACAGUGGAGUCCUUCAUCGAGUGGUUGGACUCUGUAGUGGAGCAGAAAGUCAUCAAGCCCGGUAAGCAGAGCGGCCGGUCGGUGAAGAAGCGGGCUCAGGAUUUCCUCCUCAGGUGGAGUUUCUUUGGAGCCAGAGUGAUGCACAACCUCACACUCAACAACGCCUCCAGUUUUGGGUCCUUCCACCUGAUCAGGAUGCUGCUGGACGAGUACAUCCUGCUGGCUCUGGAGACUCAGUUCAACAACGACAAAGAGCAGGACCUGCAGAACCUGCUGGAUAAAUACAUGAAAAACGCAGAUGCGAGUAAAGCAGCGUUCACAGCCUCGCCCAGCUCCUGCUUCCUAGCCAAUCGUAACAAGGCCAGCGCUGCCAUCGACCAAUCCGUGAAGAAUGAGUCUCCAGGAGAACACGCCUACAUUUCUCUGUCCACCAAUCAGCAGCAGCAGAGUCUGGAAACAAGCACAGGCAUCUAUCAGAGCACAGAGCCUGCAGGGUUCACUCUUUCAGGUGUUCAGAUGGACUUCUCUCAGGUCAGCGGCCCCCUCAUGACGCCCCCCAUCUCCCCGGCAGCGUUAGUGCACCGAGGCUCCGUCAUCAACCAGGGGCCCAUGACAGGGAGACCUCUGACAUCAGCUUCUUCUUCCUCCACCUGCUCCUCCUCUUCUUCCUCCUGCAUGUCCUCUCUAAGUGCCAUGACCCAGCCCAGCCCCUGCUCUUCAUACCCAGAGACCCUGUAUCACUGCUUACCUCAGACCAGCUCCAGUUAUUUCUCUCCUGUCAGCGGCUCCUCGGCCUCAAACUACCAGAACGCUCUCAGGCCUCAGAGUCAGUGUCUCGCUUCAGCUCAGUCUCAGGCCUCGCCUCUGACCUACCAUCUCUCCCGGUACCCCUCCUUCAACGACCAGCACCUGAAUAAAGACGUUUUCUACAGCCACCCCCACAUGUCCAACAGCUCCACCUGCUCCAUCACGCCUUAUAACUCUGCAGUCAGAACCACGUCAGCCUACAACUCAGGCUCGGAUCCAGCUCAGGCUGAACAGGGACUGGACUCUCAGACCGCAGCUCAGAUUCUGGAGUCUGCAGAGGGAUUUGGCUUUGUGGGGGCAGGGCUGAAUCCAGCAGGCGGUGGGUGUCAGGGGCAGACGUACUCUACAGCAGGACAUGGAGGCUACUAUGGUAAUGGCAGUUACCAGGACAGCCAGCGGAUGACAUCACUGGUGGACCAGCACGUGUCCGUCAUCAGCACUGUAGGCAACCUGCGCCAGUUCCCUCCAGCCUACUCUGAAGUUCACGAUCCGCUCAACAUCCUGGAUGAACCCGGGAGAAAAACAACAGGAGCGUAUUUCACAACAGCUGAGACUGGAGCAGAUCAUUCCCUUCCCUCAUCAGGAUCGGCUCCCUGCAUGUUCGGAGUCUCCUCUCCCUUCAACUCCCAGGAUGCAUUGCUCUCCCAGCAGCGUGGGCCGUCGUCUUCAGAGGUGCAGGACCUGGUGUCUUCGCUGCCUCCCAUCAACACGGUCUUCAUGGGAGCAGGAGGAGUACAAUGAUGCCCGGGACUAGAACGGACAGUAUGUGGAUCUGGAUCAAGAACGCUGGAGCGAGAACGUUGACGAGAACAACCGGAUGAUCCUGAAGGUAGAGUAUGAGUGACGGGAGCCAGGAUGCUUCUGCGUAAAGAAUAAAGACUGAACUAUUUAUAUUAAUAUAUGGAUCUUUAAUUUAACUCUCAAUCUGAUGCAGUUAUCGUUUUCGGUUGUUCCUAAAAGUUGGACUCAUUGUAGGACUUCCAUUUCCUCUGUUUGCAUAAUGUUGUAAAUAAACCUUUAUUGGUCUCA